AUGAAGCUCGGAAACUUAUUGUUUUCUUUCCUGUUAAGCUCGCUUGCUGUAGCUGAUGAAACGAAACUUUCUGAUGAUGCCAGCGCUGGGUCACUUGGCUAUGUGAACUUCGAUGUGUCUUACAAUAUAUUGGAAAGACCUGACGCCAAGCUAACGCUGCCAAUUGAAUUUACUGCUAAAGAGACCGCAACUUUCAAUAUCACUUUCCAGAACAGGGAGGAUCAAAAUGUGACAAUUGUCGGCCUUGCUGGUAACGUCAUCGACACUAUGGGCGGCCAAGAAAUCGCUAAUGUUACAGCUCAAGAGCUAGGUCCUUUCGCAGUUCCAGUGAAUGAUAGCGUCAAUUUUCAAACAGCUAUUCAAUUAACGUUGCCAGAGGGUUCUUUUUACCUCGCUCCGUUGUUAUUUGUUGUUAAGGAAGACGAACUCAUGAAAGUAGGAAUUAAACCUGUCUCUAUAUUUGUCUCUCCUCCUCCAAUGUCUUUUUUUAAUCCAGGCUUUCUCUCAGUUCAGCUUGUCAUUGGAUUAGUGGUGAUUGGAGCUACCUACGCAUUGGGGAACUUCAGAAGUACAGGAACUAAAAGAAGUAAAGCUGCAAGAAGAGGAAUUAGUGAAAAAUCCGUUGAUGAAGGAUGGCUGCCAGAUAUACACAAGAAAUAA
Messenger RNA from Torulaspora delbrueckii, 660 nucleotides. RefSeq names its product Irc22p (gene IRC22). The transcript has a single exon. The record is from RefSeq and is a predicted model, not a curated record. Bases 1 to 660 code for a protein of 219 amino acids. Lineage: Eukaryota; Fungi; Ascomycota; Saccharomycetes; Saccharomycetales; Saccharomycetaceae. Gene Ontology annotation, cellular component: endoplasmic reticulum membrane.